Plasmodium gallinaceum is the source of this 2391-nucleotide messenger RNA. RefSeq names its product cytidine triphosphate synthetase, putative. Gene Ontology annotation, biological process: CTP biosynthetic process; pyrimidine nucleobase biosynthetic process. Lineage: Eukaryota; Apicomplexa; Aconoidasida; Haemosporida; Plasmodiidae. The record is from RefSeq and is a predicted model, not a curated record. Bases 1 to 2391 code for a protein of 796 amino acids. Gene Ontology annotation, molecular function: CTP synthase activity; identical protein binding. The transcript has a single exon.
AUGGAUUCUUUAGAAGAUGAAAAUGUAAGAACAAAAUAUAUUAUAGUAACAGGUGGUAAUAUGAGUGGGUUAGGAAAAGGAACAGCGAUGAGUAGUAUGGGUGUAUUGCUAUUGACAAAAAAUAUUUUAUUAACAACAAUAAAAAUAGAUCCUUAUUUAAAUAUAGAUGCAGGAACUAUGUCCCCAUAUGAACAUGGAGAAGUUUAUGUAUUGGAAGAUGGAGGUGAAGUAGAUCUAGAUUUAGGUAAUUAUGAAAGAUUCUUGAAUAUUAAAUUAUCAUAUAAAAAUAAUAUAACUUCAGGAAAGAUAUAUGAAGAAGUUAUAAAAAAAGAAAGAAAAGGGGAAUAUUUAGGAAAAACUGUUCAAGUAGUACCUCAUUUAACAGAUGCUAUACAGAAAUGGAUAAAAGAAGUUAUUGAUGAAAAUAUAAAAAAAAUGAAAAAAGAAUACAAUAUUGAUUCUUUUAGUAAAGUACCAUGUAUAUGCUUAAUAGAAGUAGGAGGAACUGUUGGUGAUAUUGAAUCAGCUGUAUAUUUGGAAGCAUUACAGCAGUUAAUAAAUAAUCUUAAUUCGGAUGAUGUUUGUUUAUGCCAUUUAUCAUAUGUUCCAAUUAUUGGAAACUUAAGAGAACAAAAAACGAAACCAACACAACAUAGUGUUAAAAUUUUAAGGGAAGCAGGAUUAAAACCAGAUUUCAUUUUUUGUAGGUGUGAAGAGCCAUUAACGAAAGAAGCUAUUCAAAAAGUUUCUUUAUUUUCACAAGUUAAAAAUGAACAUGUUAUAUCACUGCAUGAUACUUCAAAUGUAUAUAAAGUUCCUUUAAUAUUAGAACAGCAAAAUUUUAGUAAUAAUGUUUUAAAAAAAUUAAAUUUGCAAAACAUUGUUUUAAAAAACAAGUUAAAUAUUUCUCCUUACUCUUUUAAUACAUGGAAAUUACUUGCAAAUAGAUAUGAAAAUUCAAAUGAAACUGUUGUUAUUGGUAUCGUUGGAAAAUAUACUGGUUCAAAUGAUACUUAUUUAUCUAUUAUAUCUUCUCUUGUUCAUGCUUGCUUGGAAUGUGGAUACAAAUUAAUUAUUAAAUAUAUCAAUAGUAGCCAUUUAUCACUAAAAAAAAAAAAAAAAAAAAAAAAAAAUAUGGAUAUUAAUAAUAAUGUAAAUAAAUAUUCCUAUGAUAUUUCUUUAGAUAAUAGUAAUACUCAGAAAAAUACUUUUGUUGAUGAUACUACAUCAGAAGAAGAUUAUGAAGAAAAAAGAAAAAAAAAAUAUGAAAAUGCAUGGAAUACUUUAAAGUCAGUUGAUGGUGUUUUAGUUCCUGGAGGUUUUGGAACAAGAGGAAUUGAAGGAAAAUAUUUAUCAUCAAAAUAUUGUCGCCUACAUAAUGUACCUUAUCUAGGUAUUUGCUUAGGUAUGCAAACUGCUGUUAUUGAUAUGACAAGAGAAUUUUUAAAUAAAAAUGCAAAUUCAGAAGAAUUUGAAGAUAUUAUUGAAGAGAAUAAUAAGGAUGAUAAUAUUAUAAAUAAAGAAAAAGAAGAAAAUAAAAAAGAUAACACUUGUUUAAAUAUUAAUACAAAGAAAUUAAAUAAUAACACAAUUAAUUUUACUAAAAAAAACGAUUUUCACAAAAAUAAUUAUAAUUCUGAUAAAAUUAAUAUUAACACUUUUAAUAAUUACCAGAAUAACAUAUCAGAGGAGAAUUCUUCAUAUAACAUAGAAAAUGAUAUAGAAAAUCAUUUAAACCAGGAUAAAAUAAAAAAUUCAAAUAUAAAAAGUGAAGAUAAAUAUAAGAAUAAUACUAAUGAUAAUGAAUUACUAAACUAUGAUAUUGAAACUGUAGAUAAUUUUUUACAAAAUCAUGAAUAUAUGAAUGAUGUUUCGAAGAAAUUAUUACAUCCAAAAUUAUUAGAAAAAAUUCAAUUAAUGAACAUUCAAGAUUAUUAUAAAAGUAUUUCAGAAAUUGAUAAUAAUAAUGUUAUAAUAUCUAUGACAGAAUUUAAAGGUGAUAAUAAUAAAGGGGGUUCUAUGCGUUUAGGAAUGAAAAAAUCUAAAAUAAUUGAUAAAGAAUCAUUAACCUACAAAUUAUAUGAUGAAGCAACUUAUAUAUAUGAAAGACAUAGACAUAGAUUUGAAAUUAAUCCUAAAUAUGUUCCUUUAUUAGAAGCAGUUGGAUUAAGUUUUGUAGCGAAAGAUAUCCAUAGUGUUAGAAUGGAAAUAUGUGAAAUUAAGAAUCUUGAUUUCUUUAUCGGAGUUCAAUUUCAUCCAGAAUUUACAUCAAGACCAUUUAAAGCUAACCCUAUAUUUUUAGCAUUUGUUUUAGCUUCAAAAAAAAAACUAAAAGAACGAUUAGACAAAUAUGAAAAUAAGUUAUACUCAGGAAUUUUUUACAAAACAUAA